GAGCUCCUCAGCCAAUCAGGACUCUCCCUCCCACCCUAAACACCACCAACAAAACAGAGAAACCCCUGAGGAGGUUCCCAGACAGCUCUCUGCAGGCAUGCUGUUUGGAUUUCAAUCUGUGCAGCGAGACGACACGAUGAAGAACUUUGGUGUUUUAAUAUGCAUCCUGGCAGCUCUGACAACAACUGAAGCAGGCUUAUUGAGAGGAAAAAGAAGGCAGAGAUUUUCUGGUUUCUCUUCCUCCUCCUCGUCUUCUUCGUCCUCUUCGUCCUCUUCGUCUUCGUUCUCCUCCUCCUUUGAAAGUUCAGGAGGGAUCUGUCUGAAUGGAGGCAGCUCGGUCCCAUCCCUGACUUCGGGUGAACACAUGUUCUGUCUGUGUGCUGAUGGUUUUGAGGGCAGACACUGUGAAACAGUGAAAGGAGCUCAGUGCUACGACGGCGUGGGACUGUACUACAGAGGCAGAGCGUCUAAAUCAGAGAGUGGACGAACAUGUGAGAAGUGGGAUUCAGACACCAGGGCGCUGUACAUGUCUACUGAUGUCCGCUCAGGGAGGCACAACUACUGCAGGAAUAUUCACUACAAACGGCGUCCGUGGUGUCACGUGUGGAAAAACCAGCAGCUGGUUUGGGAGUAUUGUAGUAUUCCACGUUGUGGUAUUGAGUUGUUUCCAGCCCCACCCUCACCUGCACCACCUGCACCCACGGAGCCAGAGCCAGCUGCAGAGUCGUCAUGUGGCCAGCGCUCCAGGAGGAAGCUGAUGAAGAUCGUGGGUGGAACAGUUGCCACUGUGGAAUCCCACCCUUGGGUCGCUGCCAUAUUUUGGCGCAGCAAAUCCAAGGAGAGGGUUUUCCGCUGCGGGGGCAGUCUGAUCUCAGCCUGCUGGGUCCUCACAGCUGCCCACUGCUUCCCCGACGGCUCCCACGCCAAGCAACGUCGCUUCUCCGUCAUCCUGGGGAAAAAUGUCAUGAAUGAGACCGACCCGACUGUGGAGCAAACAUUCAGGGUGGAAGAGAUCAUCAUGCAUGCCGGGUUUGACAACAGUGAUGGGGACUUCAACAACGACAUCGCUCUGCUGAAGCUGAGGGCCAAACAUGGGAAGUGUGCAGAGGAGAGUGACUCGGUGAAGACCGUCUGUCUGCCGCCGGCUCAGCAAAGCCUCCAGCCUGGAGUCACCUGUGAGAUCGCUGGAUAUGGGAAAGAGAAAUACGGUUUGUGGUACAAGUCGCAGUUCCUCAGAGAGGCUCAGGUGAACCUCCUCGCCGACGAUGUGUGUCAACACGAGGACUAUUAUGCAAACAUGAUCAGUGAUAACAUGUUUUGCGCCGGUCGUCCCGACUGGAGCCAGGAUGCCUGCGAGGGCGACUCGGGAGGCCCUCUGGUGUGCGAGGUCGGCAGCAGGCUCUUCCUGUUCGGAGUCAUCAGCUGGGGCGACGGCUGCGCGAAGGAGAAUCGACCCGGCGUUUACACCCGAGUGACCAAUUACAACCGGUGGAUAGAGGAGAAGACGGGGCUGCCGUCCAUUGCUGCCGGCUCCAUGUUUCCUCAGAAGUGAGGCUGCUGCUGUUUUGCUCGUUUCCUUGGUGGCCUUAAAGGAUAAAGCUGCAAUAUUUUACAUUUUUCUUAAACAUCCCAUGAAAAGGCAAAAACCAACGAUGAAUUCAUCCACUAACAAACAUCAUCAGUAUAUCUAAAGCCUGAUAUAUCUUAUUCCUGUGUGCAAUACAGCUCCAUUGUCAAGACUAAGCUAUGUGAGGCUGUACUUAGACUACAUCCACACUAAUACCUUUUUGAUUUAAAACACAUAACGUUUGUUAUGUUUAUUCCUAGCGCCCCUCCCUCCAGAGUAGGCUCUCAUGACCCAACCCCCUUUUUGGGGGAAAACAACCCCGUAUCGCUCAUAGACGGCAACGGUCCAGACACACUGGGCGAGUCAGCAGCGCCUGAUGAUUCACAGCAACAACAGACAGUGAAAGUGAUCGUUUGACUGUAUAUUGACAUCGUACCAGCUACAUUACUACAGUUUUGAUGUCGUAGAUGUUGUAGAACAUGCAGUGACUUGCACGGCUCCAUGAAUGAACACAGUACUGGGUUUUAACUGUGGAUUGUUACUAUAAUUUACAAAUUACCACAUGUUUCUUAACCUUUUUCUGUCUAAAGUAAAUAUAAAUGACAUUUAUAAUGAAAUGAAAUGGCCAUUAUGAAAGGCAAACUCUAUGUAGAAAGAAAGGGCUGACGGCAGCAGCAGCAGUAACGCAGUUGGUGUGAACAACCGACGCGUGAGUCACGCAGCAGUUCAGCGAGGCAACCGUCAGGCGCUGCUCACGCUCCCAGUGAGUUCAGUAAGCAGAAGAAGUUGAAGCAUGUCUCCAAACUUCUAAUCCAAAAACGCUGAUCUAUGAUUUGUUCCCCUGCCAUGUCCUAAAAUAGAUAUAAUUGAGGGUCUUUAUGGUGUCAAGCUAUUAACCAGACAGAUUUGUUUAUGCGCCAGAGAUUCACACAAGUUCACACAAGAUGGGCAAAUUACUCAGUUUUAUUUUUUAAGUAGGUCUAUUUAACAUAAAAAUGCUGCUGCAGUGUACUUAUUAUUUUGUUAUUUUCAGUCUUUAAAAGUCACCAGAGGGCGGGAAACAAAGUUUCUGAAACUCUAAUUUGGCAUAGUUACGUUAGCAAAUGUAGAUUCAUCCGCAGCUGAAAGUAGUCCCCAACAAAUGCAGUAUUUCCUCCUGUUUGAGUAAAGUUUGGUAAAAACUACAGUGACCAGCUGUUUUAGGAAAAUACUGAGUCUUUAUUAAUAAUGAAACUAUAUAUUUAUGAGUAGUAAGAAGCAAUGUUCUUGGAGCUGAGAGCCACAGAGAGGGCAAAGACGUUAUAAAGUAUUAAAAGACGGACUAACACGUUGUUGGUUUGGGUCCUUUCGUGGGAUUUGUUUAAAAUCUCCAGCGUUACCGUUGAAGGAUCAGUGAUAUGCAUGUUUUAGCCCAUUUGCUAUAAAUCAUGUCUAUUUUACAUCACAGUUAAAUUCUGCAAACAUGCACGCUGCUUUGUUUUACAUUUUGGGAUAUAUUUUUCCAGUUUCCAUUCAUUUCUUUCAAUAGUAACAAAUACAAACUAUCUGACUUCACAACAUGUAUUUAAAAGUGGUCAGCAAUAAUGUAAAAUGCACAUGAUUUGUAGUUAAACAGCUCAAACAUGCAAAAAAAAAACCUGUUAUGGUCCUUUAAUAUAUUUUUUAAGCUUUGUUUUUUUUUAAUACUGAAAUUUAAUUUCAAUACAUACAAUGUGUCAGGGUGUUUUGUAAGUAUAAAGUUGCUCUUACUGCACUUAAUGGCGAGCUAAUUAUUUCUAUCUUUUAAAGAGUGAUUUAUUUUUAUAUUUUUUUAGAUUAUCUUUUGUAGAUUUUUUCAUAAUUUGCAGAGAUGUUUUUGUUCAUAUUAUUAUUACCCCUUUUUCUACAUUUUUGAGGUCAUUUCUAAAUAAAGAAGUCCAGCAAUUUAUUACAGAAACUUCCAACCUUUGAUUCAUGCUUACGCUUACUUAGUAAAACCACAUUGUUUACUGCAUGUUCUGGAUUUUAUUUUUAUUUUAUGCUAUUUAGCUAACCAUACGUUUUAAAAACUACUGAAUUGUUUAUGUUGAUAUUGCAUCAUUUUGUACUUUUAUAUGUUGUUUGUUGUUUUACACCAAAGACCACAUUGGAAAUAUCUGUUAAACAGUCGCAUGAGUGAAGUUGUACAAAUAUCUGAGCAGAAAUAUACGAAUAAACUAACUGUAAAUAUAAAUCAAGAUGAAAGCUUCACACCAAUGAUGACAUAGCCUAUAAUUAUCUUCCUCCAGCUGCAUGUAAUGGCUCUGGGUGCCUAAUAAUACUCUCAUUACAGUAUUUUUAUAGCCUGAAGUGUUGCUUUUAUUGUGUUGUAAAAAUACAAAGACAGAGUGUAAUAGCAGUAACAGACCGACUGUUUUAAUGGAAAACAUUUCCGUUCAAUGCCACACUUGAAUGUCUUGCUCUUGUAAAUAAAAAGUGUUUCUUUAUGUGUUGA
Molecule: messenger RNA, 4040 nt
Organism: Sebastes umbrosus (honeycomb rockfish)
Lineage: Eukaryota; Metazoa; Chordata; Actinopteri; Perciformes; Sebastidae
Product: urokinase-type plasminogen activator-like
Exons: 11
Coding region: 98-1552 (484 amino acids)
Biological process (GO): regulation of cell adhesion mediated by integrin; plasminogen activation
Molecular function (GO): serine-type endopeptidase activity
Source: RefSeq, a predicted model, not a curated record